AUGGUAUCAGACAAAAGCAAGAUGUCGGCCUUCCCAGUCAACGUUGGGCUGCCGAUUCCUACUAUCGUCUACGUUUAUUUGGCGGUGGCGGUUUAUGACGUUUUGAUCGACCCGCUGGUGCAGUUGUAUCAAGGAUGCCGGAGAUGUGUUGAGGGGUUGGAGAGGGUCAAGUUGGUUCAUGAGGAGUCGGGGCCUGCGAGGGAGGUGGGUGAGGUGAGAAUGCGCGUUGGCGGGGAGUUUGCUGAUGUGCCUAAGAGCCUGGAGACGAUGCAGGGUGAAUUGUAG
Messenger RNA from Saxophila tyrrhenica, 285 nucleotides. RefSeq lists its product as uncharacterized. Bases 1 to 285 code for a protein of 94 amino acids. The record is from RefSeq and is a predicted model, not a curated record. Lineage: Eukaryota; Fungi; Ascomycota; Dothideomycetes; Mycosphaerellales; Extremaceae. The transcript has 2 exons.